AUGUCAUUAGCCCAAUCUAUUUCAAAGAGAGAACAUUCCGAUGAUCUCCUCCAAUCCAAUAAGAGACAACAAACUGGUUUAACUAAUUACGAAACUAAAGAGACCUUGCCUCUGGUUGCCCAGCUAUUUAAUUUGAUCCCUGGUAAAGAAUGUACAUACAAUAUAAGUGAAAAACCAAUAACUACUAUCGGAAGGAGUAGAUCUUGUGAUAUCACACUUAAUGAACCGGAUAUAUCUACCACACACUGUGAACUACAUUUAAUUGAUAUGGAAGUCGAUGGCAUUCAUCGUAAACUAAUCAAUAUUAUAGACAAAAGUAGAAACGGUACGUUCAUAAAUGGUAGUAGGUUAGUUAAGAAAGAUUGCAUUCUCAAAAACGGUGACAGAGUUGUCUUUGGUAAAACUUUUUCUUUUUUAUUUAAAUAUGUCUCCAUUAGUGAUCUUAAUAAUGCAGAGUCAGACUCUGCCACCGCAGCUGCCGAAUCUAAGGAUGACAAUACUGUCUUCAAGAAACCACAAUUUAGUUUUACAAGUAGUCAAAAUGCAUUGAAAAGACAACCUCGUCAAAAACCUUCGUCAGUAUUUGAUAAAUAUUUGAUUGGUAAAGAACUUGGAUCAGGUCAUUAUGCAGUUGUUAAAGACGGUACAAAUAAACAAACUGGUCAAGCAGUAGCCGUUAAGAUAUUUCAUCCUCAACAAAAUGACGAUCAGAAGAAAAGUAAACAAUUUAGAGAAGAAACAAACAUUUUAAUGAGAAUACAUCACCCAAAUAUUGUUAACUUGUUGGACAGCUUCGUUGAACCUAUCAGCAAGUCUCAGAUACAAAAGUAUUUGGUUCUUGAAAAGAUUGUUGACGGUGAGUUAUUUGAAAGAAUUGUUAAGAAGACAUCUCUAAGGCAGGAUGAAACUAAGUCCAUAUUCAAACAAAUUUUGGUGGGGUUAAAGUAUUUACACAACCAAAAUAUUAUUCAUAGAGACAUUAAACCAGAAAAUAUUUUGUUAAAUAUCACUAGAAGAACUUCACCGGAUCAGUUACAACUCGGCCCUUGGGAUGAAGAUGAAAUAGAUAUCCAAGUUAAAAUAGCAGAUUUUGGGUUGGCUAAAUUUACUGGUGAGAUGCAGUUUACUAACACAUUAUGCGGGACUCCAUCUUAUGUCGCACCUGAAGUUUUAACCAAGACAGGCUAUACAUCAAAAGUCGAUAUGUGGAGUGCUGGUGUUAUUCUUUAUGUGUGUCUCUGUGGGUUUCCACCUUUUAGUGAACAAUUGGGCCCACCUUCUUUAAAGGAACAAAUUUUGCAAGCCAAAUAUGCUUUCUACACACCUUAUUGGGAUAAUAUUGACGAUUCUAUUUUACAUCUAAUAUCGCACCUUCUUGUUUUAGAUGCAAAUAAAAGAUAUAGUGUCGAUCAAGUUUUUGAGCAUGAAUGGUUGAAGGAUUCCACCCCUCAGGCUAAUGUCAUCAAAGAUAUGAAGCGUCUCCAAUUAAGCGAUGGUCAAUUACCAAAGACUUACUCCGAGAUGUCAUGUUUAUAA
Messenger RNA from Maudiozyma saulgeensis, 1536 nucleotides. Lineage: Eukaryota; Fungi; Ascomycota; Saccharomycetes; Saccharomycetales; Saccharomycetaceae. The record is from the annotation of a GenBank genome assembly.